Messenger RNA from Arctia plantaginis, 1317 nucleotides. The record is from the annotation of a GenBank genome assembly. Lineage: Eukaryota; Metazoa; Arthropoda; Insecta; Lepidoptera; Erebidae.
AUGGCAUCGAAAGCUUUUGUAGCUCCCAUAAUUCGACAAGUUACCGCCAGGGGCUACGCCCAGGCGGCUGCUCACAUCAGGAGCGAGCCGAAAAUCUCGAGUGCGGUUCUACCAAAUAAAGUAUUCGUUGCUGCCAUUGACAAUGGUGCUCCUGUAACUCGGGUUACUGUAGCAUUCAGGGCUGGUGCACGCUAUGAACCUCAAACAGAGUUGGGAAUCUCCCAUGUCCUUCGAUCUGCUGCUGGCCUCACUACUAAGAAUGCUAGCAGUUUCAUCAUUGCUCGAAAAUUGGCCCAACUGGGUGCUUCUGUGUCUGCUUCUGGAGACCGUGAAUUUAUUUACUAUACUCUGGAGGCUACCCAGGACAACUUGCAACCUGCCUUGGAAUUAUUGAACAACAUAGUGUCUAACCAGGAGUUCAGGCCAUGGGAGUUAGAUGACAAUCUGAGCCGUCUAAAGUAUGAUAUUGCUGCUCUUCCUCCUCAGGUCCGUGCUGUAGAUCUGCUACACAAAGCAGCUUUUCGCCGUGGUUUGGGUAACUCUCUGUUUAUCUCACCAAGAAGAAUUGGCAAGAUUUCUUCUGAAUCUUUACAACAUUUUGCCAGCACCAAUGUAGCAUUGGGUCAUUGUGCUAUUACUGUUGUUGGAGACACUUUGGAUAAGGCAAAUACUUUGGGUCAACUGCUUAAGUUGGGCGAGGGUAGCAAUAAUUUAGGUCAACCCACCAAAUAUCAUGGAGGAGAAAUCAGGAAAGAAAUGGGUGGCGAUUUCGCCCACGUGACUAUUGCUGUACAAGGUGCACCUGCUGGCACACCUCAAGCACUUGCUUUGGCUGCUGCUGCCAAAGCUUUAGGCUGUGGUCCAGUCACCAAGUGGGGUUCUGACAACUCGGUUUUGGGCAAGGCUAUUGGCAACAUCGGACCAUUUGCGGCGGCAGGAUUUAACGUAUCCUACUCCGACGGUGGGCUCUUCGGUGUUGUGCUUACUGUACCUAAAGAUGAAGCUAAAACAGCUGUCAAGGCUGCUGCAGGUGUUCUUAAGAAUCCCGCGUUAAACGCAAACGCCAUCAUGGCUGGCAAAAAUCAGUUGAAACUCCAGGUCCUGAGCGAGGCUGAUGCAGGCACAUCUCUUGCUGAGGCAUUAGCAGCUCAAGGUCUUUACUGUGGGAAAGUGUCAAGUCCGUCUGAGAUCGCCAGAAGCAUUGACCAACUGUCAAACAAUGAUGUUAUAAAUGUUCUGUCAAGUGUAUGCAGCUCCAGAAUCUCCAUGGGAUGCGCUGGAAAUCUAGCAUUUGUACCAUAUGCAGACGAAUUAUAA